AUCAAAUAUCAUUUGUGGUGCAAGUGCAACUUACAAUUCCCAUUGUUUCUUCACUCUUCUUAACUAUUCUUAUUCUCCUCUAGAAAUGGAAACCCUUGUGAAAACGUUCCUCACUCUCAUAUUAUUAUCUUCCAUUUUCUCAAUAGCCUCAUCAAGAAGAGGACCAGCUUCAUCCAGCAACAUAGAUUGGUGGUGCAACCUAACCCCACACCCUGUGCCAUGCAAACACUACAUCACAACUCACAUGAAGAGCCACCAUUUCCCAAUCAAACACAAAACUAACUUCCGGGGCAUGCUCCUUCAAGUCUCCCUAAACCAAUCCAUCACCAUGCAAAAAGAAGCACGUGAAUCAUACCAAAACAACCACAUGGCAACAAAGAACCACAGAACCGUGCAUGGUGAUUGCUUGAAGCUCUAUGAGAAAACCAUCUUCCACCUCAACCGCACCCUCGAAUGCUUGCAUCACGUGAAGCAAAACUGUUCACCGGAUGAUGCACAAACUUGGCUCAGCACUGCUCUCACAAACAUUCAAACGUGUCAAACAGGAACCGAUGAACUCGGUGUUCGAGAUUUCAAGGCUCCUAGUGUGACCAACAACGUUACUGAGAUGAUAAGGAACUGUUUGGCCAUCAACAUGGACUUCAUGAAACGUCAUCACACGGAAGAGAAAACGGAAGAGGAGUUUCCUGGUUGGUUUUCAACGCGUGAGAGGAAACUGUUGCAGUCUUCAUCGAUAAAGGCACAUGCUGUGGUGGCAAAAGAUGGUUCGGGGGAUUUCAGGACUGUGCAAGAAGCUCUCGAUGCUGCGGCAAAGAGGAAAGUGAAGGGGAGGUUUGUGAUACACGUGAAGAAAGGGGUGUAUAGAGAGAAUAUUGAGGUUGCUGUGCACAAUGAUAACAUCAUGUUGGUUGGUGAUGGAUUGAGAAAUACGAUUAUCACCAGUGGUAGAAGUGUUCAAGAUGGUUAUACAACUUAUAGUUCUGCAACAGCUGGCAUCGAUGGCCUCCACUUCAUUGCACGCGACAUCACCUUCCAAAACACCGCCGGUCCUCACAAGGGUCAAGCGGUGGCGCUCCGGUCGGCCUCCGAUCUCUCGGUGUUCUACCGGUGCGCCAUCAUUGGCCACCAAGACACCCUCAUGGCCCAUGCACAACGCCAAUUCUACCGUCAAUGCUUCAUCUACGGCACCGUUGACUUCAUCUUUGGCAACGCCGCAGUGGUGUUCCAAAACUGUUACAUUUUCGCAAGAAGGCCCUUAGAGGGCCAGGCCAACAUGAUCACGGCCCAAGGACGAGGUGACCCAUUCCAAAACACCGGAAUCUCAAUCCACAACUCUCAAAUACGGGCCGCACCGGACCUCAGGCCCGUUGCUGACAAAUACAACACUUUCUUGGGCCGGCCCUGGCAGCAAUACUCAAGAGUUGUGGUCAUGAAAACGUUCAUGGACACCUUGGUGAACCCAUUGGGUUGGUCUCCGUGGGAUGAUUCUGAUUUUGCUCAAGACACGCUUUAUUUUGGAGAGUACCAAAACUAUGGGCCUGGAGCUUCCACAACUAACAGAGUGACAUGGCCCGGUUUUCAUGUGAUUAAAAGCCCAUCUGAAGCGUCUCAGUUUACAGUCUCGCGCCUCCUCGCUGGCCCAACAUGGUUGGGCUCUACAACCGUGCCAUUUACCUCUGGUCUUUGAGCUUCUACUAUAUGUGCUGUUACACUUGUUGAGUCAAUUAUUUAUUUGGAUUUAAGUUACUAUAUUCUUUAAAGUCAUACACAACUAAUAUUCUUUUCU
Molecule: messenger RNA, 1786 nt
Organism: Cajanus cajan (pigeon pea)
Lineage: Eukaryota; Viridiplantae; Streptophyta; Magnoliopsida; Fabales; Fabaceae
Product: pectinesterase
Biological process (GO): cell wall modification
Molecular function (GO): enzyme inhibitor activity; pectinesterase activity
Source: RefSeq, a predicted model, not a curated record